Molecule: messenger RNA, 1898 nt
Organism: Haliotis rufescens (red abalone)
Lineage: Eukaryota; Metazoa; Mollusca; Gastropoda; Lepetellida; Haliotidae
Exons: 3
Coding region: 158-1129 (323 amino acids)
Source: RefSeq, a predicted model, not a curated record
UAUUUGCACCAACACCGGUACCUAAGGCUAAGUGGGCCAUGUUGAAGUGUUUCCAGUUGCGACCCGAGUGACUAGGGGCAGAUCUUCGCCACUCACACGAUGCUGGGCAAAUGUCAGAGACUCCGCCUCUAAGGGUAGAUGACCUAAGUCGCCUGGCAUGGAUCUCACCACAACCUCGUCAGAUCCGAUCACGGAGGACUCAUUCGGACCGGGGCUCUAUGACGUCAUCCCUCGUAGCGUCUUUAUCACAUUUGGGGUGAUCUUAGUCGUCGCCGGCUUCACCGGCAACAUCUUCAUCAUCCUUAUCUGCUGUCUUGACGCUGAACUGAGACGUUCAUCUAAGCAUUUUAUCAUCACCAGCCUUAGCCUUUUGUGUCUCUUGGAGCAAUGCCUCAGCGCCUUCAUCGUGCACACUCACAUCUACAACAUCGAAAACAUUGCUGGGACAUACGGAUGUGCUGUGUCCUACUUCAUCAGUGCCGGUAGCUAUAUCUCCGUGUCUGUCACCGUCCUUUUGGUCGCUACUGUUGCCUUUGACUCUGCCCUAACCUUAUGUUUGAACCCUCCAGUGAAAGAUACCCUCAGAGUCUGCAUCGCCCUGGAAUGUGUUGUGUUCAUCGUCAUUGGAUCAACGUUCAUGCUGCUGCCGUUGAUGAACGUCAGCGCCUACAGUGACGUAUGUAGUGUGCACAUGAAGGAACACUACAUGCUGGCGUUGAACCUCAUCCACUUCAUCCCCCAAUGUCUGAUCCUCUUCCUUGCGAACCUCAUCCUGUUCAUGUGCUACAGCCGUAAGGUGAGGAGCUGCCCUGACGCGACACUGCCUCAUCCCACGGAUGUCUAUCUGGCAUCUGCCCUCGUGGUCCUGCUGAAACUACCGGACUUUACAUUCUCACUUGGGUUCAAAACAUGCAACGACGAUGAUGGUAAUGGAAUGUCUAUAUUCUGGAUAGUGGCGACCUACACAAGUACCUCCAUCUAUGUAGCACUCCCCUACCUGUGGCUUUCAGGCCAGGACACCAGGCAAGGUGCUAAAAGGGUACUACUAGGGCGGUGUCUCAGAAAGACCUGCACACAGGAUAUGUACAUCCUCACGAGCCCGGAAGAGUUCAAGGAGCCAUAUUGCUGACAUUAUCUAUCUUAUCUGUCGGAAUAGUAACUAUAGUAACACCUGCAGUAGUGGCAUUACUAUCCAUACACCGGUCUGCUCAUACGCAUUAGAGUGUGUCCUUAUAACGUACACAGUUGCAUGUACAUAAACUUCAGCAAAAGAUAAAAAAUACUAGAUAUUUACAGUCAUUUAUAAACACGUUGUCUGUAUGAACAACAAAGGCGGCACAUAAAUUACCCAUACACCAGCAACGAAGACGUUACAUGCAUGGACUGUGUAUGCUCAAUUCUAGCAACUGUUUUCCUGUAACAAAUAGUCAGUGUUGCUUAUCAUAUAUAAUGAAAUUGGCUUGAUCAACAACAGUAUUUGGAGUAUGUCAUCAGUCCACUUUUAAUUUUGUGACUUCAAGUGGAACGUUACAAAAAUCCUUAUUUUGCAAACAGCCAUUUUCCCGGACAUUAGACUUGAAAACAUUAUUUAUAGAAGCGUCACGCUAAGAACUAUCUUUAUAAAUACAUACUAAGGCCACGUUAACUGAAUGUUAAGGGCUUUUGUGUAAUGUUUUAAUAUGUAAUCUUGUAUAUUUUUAUACAUAUAAAACUUAUGGUUGCCUUAAGAAUAAUUUAAUUCAUUGGUAAUAACAUUUACACAUAGUUUUUAGUAUCAUUAUUACUGUAUCGGUGCCUGGUGUUUUCAUAUAAUUAUUUAUGUACGCAACUUCUUCUUGCCCAACUAAGCAUAGACCCUACUACACUUGAUGGAUAUUACAAUAAGAAUAAAGUCGUGA